This is a messenger RNA of Paramuricea clavata, 7874 nucleotides long. NCBI's taxonomy places the organism in Eukaryota, Metazoa, Cnidaria, Anthozoa, Malacalcyonacea, Plexauridae. The record is from the annotation of a GenBank genome assembly.
AUGCCUCUCUACGGUAUGCAACCCGCUCCAGGGUUCGCAGGAUUCUCGGUAAGUUAUUUAAGUCUCUGUGGGCUUCUCUUUGGAGGAGAUGUCCUCGCAUGUGAUAGUAACUUCUAGCAUAUGUAAUGUACAGUCUCCAUUUUUUACAGCCAGAAUGUGUUUUUAUUUAUUUUCCUUUCUCUCGAUAUACAGAAUAGGGACCUUUAGCUAGCAGGACGGGGACCGCUAUUAAUACAAUGAAAUUUAUGACAGCGUAGAAAGAAAAUGCAUAAUUAAAGGUCCCAUGGGAGUUUUAGACGUCGUCCUUGCUCUGUUUACAACAGCAAACCAAAGAUUUUCACGUUUUGUAUACAACGUCUGCCUUUCAAGCCGCGAGAAGUCGGUCCUCGCCAAAUUGACUUAGUAGAAGUCUUCUCAACUAUAAACCUCUGUCUUAACCUUCUUAAAUUGCAAUAAAUUCAUACAACGGAUAAUACAAGACAUGUUGAUCUUAAAGUUACUUAUUCGAACGAGUUUAUUUUGGCCGUCGUCGUCGCGUUGCUGUCACCUAUUUGCUAAAGGUCCCUAAUAUCGACACGACGACAGCUUGAUAACUUUUUUGCCGAACUCAUUUUUCGACAUUUCAAAACGUUUUUAAAAAUUUGAACUUAUUUUCUUCUUUUUUUAAUACACUCUUCAUCUUAAGACAAUUUAAAAAUUUCGUUUGAAGGAUGAAAAAGAAUGAUUUAAAACCAUACGCAAGUUAAGAAAUAAUAUUGCCUAUAUCACAUGAUUGAGUUAGGCAAAAAUCUUAUUAGGGGUACAGAACAUCUGGCUCUGGAGACUUGAUUUUGGCUAAAACCUCAGGGGACAGUUGUUCAAUGCUGGGUUAGUUUAACCCUGGGUGAACCUAAAAUUCAAAGCAAACUUCCUGACAGCUUGUUUAUAAAUUUGGAAAUAUUUCUUCAGAAAUCUUGUCAGGAUCAAUAGGAGUUCUCUUUUCUGAAGUUUUGAAAUAAACAGAUGUGCAGAAAUACAUGAACUAAAACAGCAGGUUACAUUUUAACCCAGGGUUAGCGCUAACCCACCUUUGAACAACCGGCCCCAGAUUGUUAGGAACAAAAGUUAUAGUAAGCUGUGAAUAUAUGUAUUUUGACUGCCUUUUCGAAUUUUAGCCAUUAGGCUAUCCUGUGGACGAUAUACAGAUGAUUCAACGAAUGCAAAUGCAGGUAAAUAGAUUGUUGUUUUCUACAUAUACAGUAUGAUGGCAUUCUCUUCCAUUAUGUCUGCGAUCCAACGAUGGCAAUGUAAACAGUGUAAACGUAUCACAAUGGACCUUUCCCCUUAUAACUAAAAUUUCGAUCUAGAUAAAAAUGUCAUCAUAGCUUGAAAGAGAAUCACAAAAUUAGUAAUAUUCCAAAGUUUUGUUGCAAAAUCUUGUAAAAUGCGGAUAAUAUAGCCUUGCGAAGUUUGCCGUUUUUCAGUCAUUUUGUAUUACAAACGGGAAAUUGACAUCCGAUUCGGGUGUUGGGGCUGCAAUUUCCCGUUUGUAAUGCAAAAUGACUGAAAACUUCGCAAGGCUCUAUUUUCCUCAUUUUACAACAUUUCGCAACGAAACUUUGGAAUAUUACUAAUUUUGUGAUGCUCUUUCAAGCUGUGAUGAAAUAUUUGUCUAGACUUGCCUAGAUCAAAAUUUUGGUUAUAAGGGGAAAGGUCUAUUACCUUGGCUUGGUGUUGGCCGGGACAAGGCUCGCAGUCUAAACAUGACUUUUAGUUUAUUUUAUUCUCAUAAAGCUUAUUAAUGACAGCAUUUUUAACAUCAAUAUUUAGCCUCCCUACCAUUAUGAUAUGUCGUUCCCUGUCACCGGACGUGAUGGUGUACAGAACUCGUUUUCAGGUAAGCAUACUUUUUAAAACACUGUAUUAGGUCACUACUAUAAAUUUUGUGUGCAUCAUAUCAUACUAAAGCACAGGGUUGGAUUCAGCCAUAUCUGUUAGGGGAGACUGCCCAUCGAGCUUUGGUCAUAGUUGACAAUUUAUCGAUCAUGUCACUAUAUAAUUUUCUCUUUACUUUUGUUUUUGUAAUUGCCUUUCCAAAUGCAAAAAUGGAUUGGAUAAGGAAAUUGGCACCACAUUUGCCAAGGCCAAGAGGGAAAACACGUUGUUUUAUAUUUCGUUCCAUAGUGACUUUAAAACGAUAACUUGUUCCCAACUUGCUCCAGGACAAACACAUCAACACAGCACUAAUCACGUUGUUUAUUCAUCAGGUACUGAUGUCAAGUAUAACAGGAACGACACAUCCUCACCAGUACCUUCGACUCUUACCGCUGGACCUCAUGGACAGCAAGCUCCGUUUAUGAACACGCAUGCGCAAUUACAUCCGUUUGGCUACGCGGGUAACCUGGCCUUCUAUCAUGGCGGUGGAAUGAUCGGAGGUUUUGCAGCUCCUUACACGACACAGAUGUACCAAGUACGCAAGUUGUGAUUAUUUUGAAAAUUAUUCCCCCAUAUUCUCUUCUUCGUACGAUGACUCGUAUAUUGGGUGAUUGCGAUGUGGUCUACAACACUAAGUUCAUUGGUUCCUCUAUUUCUUAUAGCUACCUACGAAAGGUCCAGGCGUAACAACUCAAUUUCAACAAAAUUUUGCUAAUCAGCUUGGUCCGCAUUAUACUUCAGGUAAAAUCCCCCAUAGCUUUGUUAUGGAUACUGUAUUGCGAUAACAUUCUGUAUUCCUUUCUUAUAUAUUUUAUACGAUGAUUUCUGGACAUAGCCAUGGUCCAUGGACAGCAUUGUAUGUGAUUAUUUUUGUGCUAAAUCUACAUGUGCAUAACAUAGUGUUCUAGCUGACCAUAGUUUUAAAUUCAAGGAAUAAUGUCUGUCAACCAUAUGUUGUUGCGCCCAUAGUGGACAUGGGUGCUAAGGUUUCCUUCAACUUUUCAAUAGCAAUGCGCAAAUCUUCAUUCAAACGAAUUUCCUGCAGCUGUUUAACAUUUCCUGCGAGCAGUGCUCGCCUUCUUUCCCACUCCUGUUUCAGAUGCUUAGUGAAUAUCAAACUAGAUUUUUUUAUAUCUUCUGCAUGAAGAUUGUUCUAAAAUCAAUUAAUCUAUGUUAAGGUUACGAUGGUUUGUCCAACGCACAUGACUUUGGGAAACAAGGAUAUCAACAUCCUGCACAAAGUAAAGCAAAUCCAGGUGAGAAGAUGCGGUUGAUGAAGGUUCUUUCGCUGGCCUCAGAGUGACGAAACUUAACCUAACCCUACUCCAAGUUUGUUUCUAAACCUUUCUUUUCCUUGAAGAAAAACGUUUUGACGAAAUGUCAUUCUGAGGUCAGCGAAUUAAGUCCAGACGAUGAUGGAAAUUGAACUCUCAUCAUUCUUAAACUAUAGCUAGCUUUAAAAUCUCUUCGUGACUGUUUUCUUUAUACGAUCACUAUGACAAACCGCAAACGUCCUGAAAUUUUAUUUUCAUUCUAGUGAGUGGAAGUACAGCGAGCAAUAGCGCGUCAGAUUUAUCAACGUAUAAGACACAGGUGAGUUAUAUUGUACGAAAUACGAAUCAGCUUAGACAUAGAGAUUAAAUAUUUAAGGACUGGAUAAAGUGUCAUCGAGUUCUAGGACUGGUUAAGCUUGAUAAAGUGCUAGGACCGGAUGAGCUUGAUCAUAGACAAUGUCUUCUGGAUUGUCUAUGGCUUGAUCAAGUUCUAGGACUGGGUGAAGUUUUAUUAAGUCUUAGGACUGAAUGAAGUUUUCAUCAAAUCUUAGGACUGAAGGAAGUUUGAUUAAGUCCUAGGACUGGACGAAGUUUGAUCAAGUCUUAGGACUGAAGGAAGUUUGAUAAUGUUGAUCAAGUUCUAGGACUGGAUGAAGUUUGAUCAAGUGCUAGGACUGGAUGAAGUUGGAUUAAGUCCUAGGACUGGAUGAAGUUUGAUCAAGUUCUAGGGCUGGAUGAAGUUUGAUCAAGUCCUAGGGCUGGAUGAAGUUUGAUGAAGUUUGAUCGAUGUCAUAUUUUAUCCAAAUAUAGUUCGCCGACAAAGGUUAUUUGAGUGGAACCCCACCGCCAUUGAAUAUAUCAUUACCAGGGCAAGGCCAUCAACAUCAUCCUGCCGGCUUCCCCCUGAUGCCUGUCUUAGCACCAACCCAACACCCCCCGUCGCUAUUCGCGAGUCAUCACCUCUCGCAUCAACAACAACUGGACAGCCUGAACCAAAACCGGGGGGCGCAGAACCAAGGCAAGGUUUCACAGAACAAGUCUCAUCAUGGUCAAUCGAUAUACCCUCAGCAAUAUUGGUCUGGAACAAAUUGAGGACCUCCCCUCCUGGAGUAUAUGCCUCGUGAACUGGAACCCCAAUUAAACAUUUUUGUGGUGUGUGUGGUUUGAAUUUUAUGGUCUCCCCCUCGGCUGUUUCUGUCGUGUUAAAUAUUGCUAGAUGAACAAAAGAUGUGUAAAUUAUAUAUUAAUGUAAAUUUUCCAUUUGUCUACGAGUAAUUUAGUAUUGCAAUGCAGUAAAUAUGCAAUAUGUCUAUUAACAAAGUGUGUGUGUUUUCGUGCCGUUUUUCUGUUGGAUUCUGUAUUAAAAAAGAGACACCUGGAACUUAUUAAAGACGAAUGCAGAGUACAUAUCUUCGCACUAAAAAAAGAUGCAAAAAUAAAAUAAUUCGAAUGACGCCUUUUGUGCAUUGUUGUUGUGUUUUAUAGUAAUUUAAAAACUCAUUAAUAAUUCUUGAGGAAAAUACAAAAGGAAUCAUUGCCAUGUUGGUGUGAGAUAAAAAAUCAUGUUCAUGUAGACAACGUUUAGUUCUAAAAUUACUUCGCCAAUGAACUCAUCAGAUGGAUCGUUUUAUAACCCAUUAUACUGUAUGUGACAAAGCACUCUUGCUCGUGUUUUAAAUAAUACAUAACAGUGGUAACGGUACUGCAAGGAUUUGCAUAUAUGUCAAGUUCAAUACUUGCAUAUAUGUCAAGACUCCAGCUUUAGGAGUCGAUCUCCAGCUGAGCAGGCAAAAUCUCCAGCUGAACAAGAAAUUCUCUGCUAAGUCCUAUUUGCUUUAUUAUCUGGGUUGUCCAAGGAUGUUGUGCCUGGCUACAUUGAGCAAAGUUUUUCAACUAUGGAGAGUGGAAUGUCAAUGGAUUUCCUCAGCAUGUUUGCUAGUGAUGUCUGAAAUAUUAUAAUCCAUAAAAAUGAAAUAAAAUAUGAUUAAUACUUUUAAAAUUCAAAAUAGUUUAUAUUUGCGACCAUUUCUUACCAUAAAAAAUUGUCAUCGAAACAUCAGUAUAAAUGACAUCAGAAUGCAGGAAAAGCAAUCUCAAAGAUUAAUUCAGAUUUAAACAUUGUCGACGUAUUCACUAAAGCUAACCAGCGCAUGCUGUAACUUCAGUUAUAAUAGAUUUCGGUUGCGCAUCGAGAAAUUAAAGUUCCAAGAAUUUUGUGCGGGAUCAUGCCCCGUCUACAAACGUAAAAACGCACAAGUUGUUACAAAUCUGUUCAAAAGCUGUCGACAAGUUGUCUUCGCUGCACUACUUGUUCCCAGUUGUUGAAACAAGUUUGGAACAAGCUGUUAACAACUUGUAACAAGCUUGAUGACAUCAGACUUGUUACAAGGUUGUUCUAACAAGUCUGAUACAGUCAUGAUAUAUAACAAGAAUGUUACAAGGUUGACGACACAAGGUUGUAACAAUAUUUAUUAAAUAUCAGCAAGGUUGUUACAAGUUGUUAACAGUUUGUUCCAAACUUAUUGACAACUUGGGACAAGCAGUGCGAAGACAACUUGUUGACGGCUUGUUACAAGACGCGAGACUUACGCGUGUGUAGAAGGCUCGCGCCUUCAGCGCUCAUUCGAUAAAACCUCCACCCAGCAUGUCACUAACUACUUGUAACAAUAACAGCUUACCAACAGUAUUUGGGGGGGGGGGGGUUAACCCCUCCCAAGAAAAUGGAUAAGAUUCCAAGUUCUGAAGUUUAGAAGAAUUGUGCAAGUUUAGAGAAAAAUUUCUGGAAAGAUGAACGAAAACCGGUGUCAAAAUUUGUGUCAUAGCUUUGCCUAAAAUACAUUUACAGUGGUGGACCAUGAGCCAAUAAUAUCAUUUGUAAAGUCGGAGGCAAUGUCUUUUUAAUGCAACGGCAAUAGGAAAUUAUUCUUUUGCAUUGGCGUAGCGGGGAAGAAAAAUGGGAAGGGUCUGGGAAGGGCGGACACUGGACACCACUUUGCCCGACGAAGUGGGAAAUUGCCCAUCCUCGUUCCCAGGGCUUCCCUGGAAACGAGGAUGGAAAUUGCCCGACUUUCAAUAUCAAAGAAUGAAUAUCCAGUACGAGUUUUCAAGAUGUCAAACAGCAUCAAAUGCACAACAAGUUAUUGUAUUAUUCCGUUCACUUUUAUUCUAAUUUGAAUUUUGAACGUGAAAUUUUCCAGAGUCAACGAUGGCUCUGGGUACGAGAUUGGAGUGUGAUAUGCGCGUUGCGUAUGUAGGGUGGCAUGGGACCUAUUCUCCCAUGAUGCAAUGCGUGCCAAGCGGCCAAAUUUUUCCCAUGAUGCACGAGGAACUUGGUGUUUUCUGAAAUUCUGCAAGAGAAAAGAAGUACCGCCGAAGAUUUUCCUCCAAAUUUUAAACUUUUUUGGCCUGAUAAACCCGGUAAUUCCCUCUAACUAUAUCAUUUAUACGCUCCUAGACUUAUAUUUCUGUAUUAUGAGUGAAAUUUGUGUUUCGUUGCGUGUUAAUUUUCCUUCUAAAUGCUUGACAAUAUUUGGGUUUCGCUUUGGGAUUUGGCGCAUGGAGGCGACACGCGGUGUUGGUCUGGGAUUUGUCGUUUGUAUUCUAGUGUAAUAGGCACAGUGUUAGCUUAGUUAUUCGUCAGGAAGGUAAAGUAGAUAAAUGGCAAGUUUUGGGUGGGGGAAUUUCUUGAUAUUUUGUGAAAAAAAAUUUUUGUAUCUCCACUCUGAAAAUGAAUUAUAUUUGGAAACGUUUUUGGAUUUUCAUUUAUCAUAUAAACGGAAAAUCUUGAUUUAAUUGAAUUAUAGUUCUUUAGGUAGGGUAAUAGAAGUACUUUUUGGUUAGAUGUGCAGGUAGUAUGCAGAGCAUGACAGCAUAGCAGGAUUAAUAAUUUUAUGCAGAGCUCGGCAAGACUUUAAUACUUUCUGUGCUUGUACAAAAAGUAGGGAUGUGCCGGAUACCGUUUUGCCGGAUACUGGAUAGUAAUCUACGGGAUAAUAACCGGAUAAUGAUGGUGGGAAUUGGACAAUAUGUCACUAACUUUUGUCGUAAAAUAGUCCAUUGUCUGUUUAGUAUGUGGACAUCACAAAAAAACUUGACUGUAAUUUCGUUUUAAUGUGUCACAUGUCGGGUAGACCAGUUUGUAUUUAACAAUAUCUUAACGCAAAAUAGACGGUUUUGUGGUUAUAAUAAAAGUGCCAGUACUAUCUGGUAAUAUAUCCUGGCAAAUUUAUACCAAAUAGUACCAGAUGUCUAUAUUUUGCUGGUAUCCGGAUCCAGCACAUCCCGUACAAAAAGGCCAGCCAUGUUACCAUACAUGCCUUAACUCAUCGCUUGCUUUGAACACAUAAAAUGGCUUAGCCUAGGAUAUGCAUUUUAGGCAGGCACAUGUUGAAAAAAUUUGCAUGUUAUUGAUUGGGAGCUGCUUCAGCAUCGGUCGCAACAACAAAAAUGUGCACCCAGGCUGGCCUGUUAAAAGCAAGACAAACCAGUAAACAAGAUGAAUUUCCAUACCAAUUGUCACAUGUUUCACUAGAUUUUAGGAGUGUUGAUCCCAUUUUCAGAAUACUUCUAGAUGGGUCAUUAAUUUGCAUUCAUUUUCAUUUGAAGUGUUUGGUAAUUUGAUCACCAUGGCAACCAGUGAAUUAGCACCGCCGGUACCACCAGUUGGAGAAAGUGCACCACCACAUG